This is a messenger RNA of Dryobates pubescens (Downy woodpecker), 2345 nucleotides long. It is a transcript of the gene ACSS2, whose product is annotated as acyl-CoA synthetase short chain family member 2. The record is from RefSeq and is a predicted model, not a curated record. The transcript has 19 exons. Gene Ontology annotation, molecular function: acetyl-CoA synthetase activity. Gene Ontology annotation, cellular component: cytoplasm. Bases 148 to 2238 code for a protein of 696 amino acids. NCBI's taxonomy places the organism in Eukaryota, Metazoa, Chordata, Aves, Piciformes, Picidae. Gene Ontology annotation, biological process: acetyl-CoA biosynthetic process.
AGCUCCGGAGCUGCGGGGCGGCGCUGCCCUCCGCCUCGCCUGCCGCCGCCGUCAGGGCGUUCCGCCGCCGUCCCCGCCCCCGGCUCCGCGCCGCUUUGAAGCGGGCUCGGCGGCCGCCCACCCGCCCAGAGCUGCCGGCGCCCAGCCAUGGUGCUGCCCGAGGAGCAGGCCCGGCUGUACCGGCCGCGGCCCGAGCUGCUGCCGGCGGCACACGUCGCGUCGCUGUCCCACUACCAGCGUCUCUACCAGCGCUCCGUGGAGGAGCCGCACGAGUUUUGGGGUGACAUUGCUAAAGAGUUCUACUGGAAGACUCAGCCCACGGGACCCUUUCUGAAGUACAACUUCGAUGUGACCAAGGGAAAGAUCUUCAUCGAGUGGAUGAAAGGGGCGACCACCAACAUCUGCUACAACCUCCUGGACAGAAAUGUCAACGAGAAGCAACUUGGCGACAAAAUUGCUUUUUACUGGGAGGGCAAUGAACCUGGGGACUCCGCCAAGAUCACCUACAGGGAGCUGCUGCACAAGGUCUGCCAGUUUGCCAACAUCCUCCGCAGCCAAGGUGUGAGAAAAGGCGACCGCGUUUCCAUCUACCUGCCAAUGAUCCUGGAGCUGGUGGUAGCCAUGCUUGCCUGUGCCAGGAUUGGAGCCCUGCACUCCAUUGUGUUUGCAGGUUUCUCAGCAGAGUCCCUCUGCGAGCGGAUCCUUGACUGCGGCUGUUCUCUCCUCAUCACGGCAGAUGCCUUUUACCGAGGGGACAAGCUGGUCAACUUGAAGCAGAUUGCAGAUGAAGCCCUCCAGAAAUGUAAAGAGAAGGGCACCCUGUUGAAAAGGUGCAUCGUGGUGAAACAUGUGGGGAGGGAAGAGGCAGCAGUGGAUGGAUCAUGCAGCAGGUCUCCUCCUCUCAAGAGGCUGUGCCAGGAUGUACAGGAAAAAAAGGCUGAGAGCUCAGAGAGACUCCAUCCCAAGACCCCCUGGAACCCAGCAGUGGACGUGUGGUGGCAGGAGCUGAUGAGCGGCGCCGGCAGCGAGUGCGAGCCCGAGUGGUGUGACGCGGAGGACGGGCUCUUCAUCCUCUACACCAGCGGCUCCACCGGCAAGCCCAAGGGUGUGCUGCACACAGUGGGCGGAUACAUGCUCUUUGCUGCCACCUCCUUCAAGUACGUGUUCGAUUACCAGCCUGAGGAUGUGUACUGGUGCACUGCCGACAUUGGGUGGAUAACCGGCCACUCCUACAUCACCUACGGCCCCCUGGCCAACGGGGCAACCAGCGUGCUGUUUGAAGGUGUCCCCACCUACCCCGACGCGGGGCGCGUGUGGAGCGUCGUGGACAAGUACAAAGUGACCAAGUUCUACACGGCGCCCACAGCCAUCCGGCUGCUGAUGAAGCACGGGGAGGAGCCUGUCCAAAAGCACAGCAGGAAGACGCUGAAGGUGCUGGGGAGCGUUGGGGAGCCCAUCAACCCUGAGGCCUGGCUGUGGUACUACCGCGUGGUGGGAGAGGAGAGGUGUCCCAUUGUGGACACCUUCUGGCAGACAGAGACAGGUGGCCACAUGCUGACACCCCUUCCUGCUGCCACCCCCAUGAAGCCAGGCUCUGCUACAUUCCCCUUCUUUGGUGUGGUCCCUGCCAUCCUGAACGAGUCGGGGGAAGAGCUGGAAGGAGCAGCAGAAGGCUACCUGGUGUUCAAGCAGCCCUGGCCAGGAAUCAUGCGCUCGCUCUACGGGAACCACCAGCACUACGAAACCACCUACUUCAAGAAGUUCCCUGGCUACUAUGUGACAGGAGAUGGCUGCAGGAGGGAUCAGGAUGGUUAUUACUGGAUCACGGGGCGGAUCGAUGACAUGCUCAAUGUUUCUGGCCACCUGCUGAGCACCGCAGAGGUGGAGUCGGCCUUGCUGGAGCACACUGCCGUCUCAGAGGCUGCCGUGGUCAGCCACCCACACCCCCUGAAGGGGGAGAGCCUCUACUGCUUCGUGACCCUGAGGGAUGGCCACGAGUUCAGCAAGAAGCUGGCAGAUGAGCUGAAGAAGCAAGUCAGAGAGAAAAUUGGGCCCAUAGCAACACCUGAUUACAUCCAGUAUGCUCCCAGCCUGCCCAAAACCCGCUCAGGGAAGAUCACCAGGAGGAUCCUGAGGAAGAUUGCCCAAAACGACCAGGAGCUGGGGGACAUCUCCACCUUGGCAAACCCAGGUGUCAUCAAACACCUUUUCAACAACAGAUGUGACACUAAACAGUAGCAGCAGGGCCUGCCCCUGCCCAGCAGAACUGUGGUGGCAGCAGCAGUCGUCCCUCCCAGGGCUGCCCCAGGAGGGAGCCUGCAGCUCCCGAGCUGAAUGUACAGACA